Molecule: messenger RNA, 2976 nt
Organism: Stereum hirsutum FP-91666 SS1
Lineage: Eukaryota; Fungi; Basidiomycota; Agaricomycetes; Russulales; Stereaceae
Exons: 7
Coding region: 1-2976 (991 amino acids)
Source: RefSeq, a predicted model, not a curated record
AUGUCUGAUCCCGACACGACGACGCAUCCCAAUACCCUGAAACGACCUCACCCAGAACCGUCUUCUCCCACUGGUGGUGCUCAGGCUCUGGAUGACGAGCAGGACCAACAUCCUCGUCGCCGUACGCGUAUCGAGGCUCCGGUGACAGAGAACAUCGUAAAUCCUUCGCCUUCAGUCGCCCAUCCGGAGGAAAAUAUCCCUCAUCCGACGCACACUGAUACCUUUGGCUUUGGUUAUGUGGCUUAUGCCGACCUUACUGCCGAGCAAAUCCAAUUCGUUGAUGAACAUUGGUAUGACCAUUUCAUGGUCGAGUGGAUCGAUAAAGAAGACUCGGUGCAAUUGGUGGACCCUGCAAAGACUGUUAUCGAUCUGGGGCUAGGUAGAGUCCAAGGGAUGGUAGCUGCUCGCGAGUACAUCAAGUGUUAUCCUGCGGCCCAAGAUGCGAUGCGGACCUUCCUGAAAGCGUACGAUAAUCUGGAAUACUACUACAACGCCUGUACACAUUACGCUUGGAGUAUGCCUCCGCCUCCCGUCCCACGUCGCGCCGUGCCACGUUCAAUUCCUCGGCCUUUAGUGGCAUCGAUUCCUCCGCCAGUAGAUCCGCCGGAUGUAUCUGACAAGCCGCCCCCACCUAACGUACUAUUCACACCUCGCAAGAUGCCACGACAAGAAUAUAGAGAAUACCUCGGGGAUAAAUUGGACGAUUUCGAUCACAUAUGGAAGUACAUAAGCAAUGGCAAUAAGUUCUCCGAAGAGUUUGGACCAGGUAAAAUUAUCUGUUUGCUACUUCAAGACCUCGGAAAGGACGAGAAGAUCGCCGAGCAAGCUAAGGAGUUGUUCAACAAGUCAAACGCUAUUACCCUUUAUAUCAACUCGCCUGGUUCUGGGAAAUCGGCGACUCUCUUCACGGGCCUUACUGAGAACUGGGGGUUCUACUUUUCGUUCGCAGAUGAGAGAAGAGACGCACAGACCUAUGGGUAUGGCUCUCGAGACCUUUCGGUUCUGCUGGAAAUGAUGCCCAAUCAUUCCGAGUGGAAGCAAGCCACUACGCAAGCGCAGUUUGAGGCCAACAAGAAGAUCGUCCAACGCUGCAUCGGGAUGCUCAUCGUAGUCCGUCUCGCAGUCUUACUUCGUUUCCUCGACUCAGUACCGGAAGAUUGGGAUCCUGCACUAGUUCGUCUGCAGUGGCUAUUCAUUCAGGCCGCGCCCAAUCUCGUCGCGGAUGGAACUCAGCCGAACGACAUCUUCCGCGCUCUCAUCGAGGCCCUUCGCAUUACUACCGGACCUGACGCUCGAGCUGUCGACGACCACGAUUGUGUGUUUAUAGCGCGCCAGUUGUGGACGAUUAUCAUCAAAAAGCAUGCACGUCUCUUCCCCGUAGACAACUUGAACAAAAGGACCCUCUGGAUGGCGGUGGACGAGGCCCAGCGGGCCGUACAAGAGUUCUUGGACCGGUUUUGCUCGGACAGGGACCCCAACGUGCGUCGCCCUAUCCUCGCAGUGAUCCAGAAGAUAGUUCGCGACGAUUAUGACAUGGUGACCAAUGUGGUCUACUCUGGGACCGGUCUUUCCAUGCGCUUUGCCCAAGAAGCCUUGUCGUCCAGCGCUUUGAAAGCCGGUAACAUUUUCACGAAGAAUCGUGCUGGGGUCUUCGACGAAGCCGAACAACUUGGUGCGACACUUUCACGGGCCGAUCUCGAUGAGAUAGCGGCCGUAGCAGCUGCCGUCAACUGGGACCUGGUGCUCAAAUUGGCCAGAGAGGAUGAGCACUUCAUGUCAGCCCUCCUGUCAGCUACCUUACGCUAUGGGAUCGCCAGCUUUCCCUCUAUCAUCCACCCCAAGCAUGCCGAAUUGAUAGAAUCCGGUAUAGCGUAUAUCAAACAGAACAGUGAAGACACGCGUGAUGGUGGCUCAGUUGGUCCAGUCGCAAUGGACGAGCCGGUCGCCCUCGGCAACGUUCUCAUGAGGUGCACCGGCAAUAUAGUGACCUGGAUGAACGACCUCCGUACCCAAGCGCUCAACAACGUCGAACAAGGAUAUCGACUCCAAAUGGAAUUCGCUCUGCUCAUGAUGCAUCACUUCGGCGGCAAGUAUACCAAGCUGAUACGUGUCUUCAAGGUCGGGGGGUACUGGGCUGAGUUGGCAGACAAGGAAUUUACGCUGGUAGGGGUCAUCAAGCGCAACGGUAAAUCUUUGUCGUUCUCUACCUCCUGGACGAAAGCGCCAAACUUGCCUUUCGGAUUUACUGCCCGUAACGCUGAAGCCCUCGCGAAGGCCGUGGAGAGUGGACGAGGCUUCUCGUGGUUCUGGCUGGACAAUAAUGCCCGCCCCGACUGGCUCUGUGUUUUAGAAGAGAAGGAGACCAAGGCCAAGACGAUCAUGUUUGCUCAGAUGAAAUGGAGCGACGGUCAAUACUCGAAGAAACUCGGUGAAUUUGUGCUGAACCCCGAAACAUUCCUCAGUGCUGUCGAAUCCGUCGAGCCGGAUAACAUCUAUUCGAGGACUGACAAGGACGGCAACAAGACCUUUUCAACCCCAGUUAUGAGGGCCAGAGUCCUCGCUGCCUUGAACGAGAUGGUGAACGCAGAGCGCGGCGACGUCGACGAGCUUCCGAGUUCCGAGCCCGAGUGGCUGGCAGCCGAGGGUCCAGCCGAACAGUGCGUACCGACGGCCGAGCGAUCUCAUGGGACCCGGGGGGCUACAGGUCCCUCUCUCAAGACUCCUGAUGACAACCAUGGUAUUCCUCGCUUUAUGCGAACGUUGGUGACGGGGCCCAUUGCCACGCCUCUCUUUCAAAGUGAGGGUGACCGAGCACACAAGUUCCCGCUCAUGAACGUGCGUGAUACUUGCAUGGCCGGCCUCUUUGGCGAUCAGUGGUACGACUGGUCCAAGUCGAGUUACGCACUAGACCCUCGCAACUCGGUUCGCGAACAUUUCUUUUCAUCGGAUCCUGCGAGUGAUGCCGUCGGUGUAUGA